Achroia grisella is the source of this 1056-nucleotide messenger RNA. RefSeq names its product nuclear receptor-binding factor 2. The coding region runs from base 130 to 939 and encodes 269 amino acids. Gene Ontology annotation, biological process: autophagy. NCBI's taxonomy places the organism in Eukaryota, Metazoa, Arthropoda, Insecta, Lepidoptera, Pyralidae. The transcript has 2 exons. The record is from RefSeq and is a predicted model, not a curated record.
UCUUUGACAAAUUAGCAAUUGAAAGCAAAAUAUUUUGGUUUAUUUUUAUUGUACAUUAUUGUUUAUCGUACGUAAAUCUUAAAUUGUGUAUGGAUUCAAAUUUUUAAAUCCCAUUGUUAAAUUUGUGAAAUGGAGUCUCAUCCACUUAACUUGGCUCAUCAACAACAUCGUCGUGCUGAAGCUCAUCUCAUGAACAAUAGAUACGACGAAGCUAUGCAGUGUCAUCAUAACGCUGCUGAAUUACUUCUCGAUGCAAUGAAAUCUACCAGUUCUUCAGUUGCUUUGGAGUCUAUAACGCUUCAACACAGCUACCACCUUAAACAAAAAGACUUGAUUAAAAAUAAAAAAGAACAGUAUGCUCGAGUUAAAAAAGCCAUGGAUAAUAUAAAAACAUUGAGUAAGGAAUCUCCAAAAAACUUACAAGCUAAUGAUUCUUCUAAAUUACAAAUAGCUAUCUACAGAGCAAUAAACGAAAGUGAUUCUUUGUUGCAAAUAUUGACUUCUCAAAAUAAUGAUGAUCAAGAAAUAUUGACAAAGAAAAUUAUGAAAGAUGAUAUUACAGAUGGAAAGAGAUUGGACAAAUCCCAAAACACUGUUGUUGAAGAGUUACAAGUUUUGAGUCAAAGUCUACAUUCACUUGUUGAACAAUUAGUAUUGCAAGUUGAAGUAUUAAAAGAUGAAAAUAUGACCCUGAAAGAGAGAGUUAAUUAUUUAGAAAAGGAAAGAAUGAGGUAUAUGUGUAUCCCAUUACCCCAAAAUGAUUUAAAUAAUUAUCAAUCUAAUAUAUCUCUCCUUGAUGAUUUAUCUAAAGACUUUCUACAGAAAUUACCCAUUACCAAACCAUCUGAUAAACCUCCAAUGUUUCCAAUACCUUCUUCAAGCAGUGACAGGUCCAAUCAGCAAAGUCAUUUUGAUAUAAGUGCAUUAAAAAAUAAUUGAUAUAUGUAUACAUAGACAUAUUUAUUUAUUAGUUUAAAUUUGUAAAUACAAUUUGUGAGAUGAGAUUUUAUACUCAAGUAAUAUGUUCUGUUGUAAAAUGUUAAUGAAUUACUGUUA